AUGGAAUUGGAACGACAAUUGGUUGAGUUUAAACAAGCCUAUCAACAACAAGCACAGGAAAAUCUUCGGCUCAGUAAACAACUUUUGACAGCAGGAAUGGCAGCGGUAAGUGAGGAAGAUUCAAUCGACUUAACCAAUAAAAAGGAACUUACUCCUGUCGGAACAGUGAGUUUUGGUGCUCCAGCUUCAUCAUCGGUCGGUUUAAACAAGAAUAUUAGCACGGGGAAGAUGCACAUUGUCAGGGACCAGCGCUUCGAAGUAAAGAGGAAUUUUUUAUGAUUUUAAAAUAUAUUGUGACAGGGUGCCAGUGUUAAACAGUUGUAACAUUAAAGCGUUUUCGGCUUUCAAAUUGUACUAUAUAAUAUGGCAGAAUUAAUACAGUUGACUGUAAUUUUAAUCUUAAAAAUUACAGUACACAAAAAACUACAAUCUAGUUGUGAAUCAAAUAAUGACAGCCGCUCCCUUACACGAAGCCUCAAUUAAAUUGGACGCGGCUUUGGAAAAUGUCUACGGUAUCAAAAGAAGAAAACAACCAGUAAGUUUAUUAUAUCUGUAGUAUAUAGCCUUUUUUGCUAUGAUUCACCUGUUUAUAAUACUGCAUUUUCAGGCACUUGUAUCUAAGAGGCUGCCACGGACCGCGGGGUACUGUUUUGAGUACGACCUUGAAGAAGUGAAGAUUUCAAUCAAAAUCAGACCAAAAGAAGGCACGACAACUAUGUUACCUGAUCAAGAAGAACAAAGAUCAAAGAGCCCUGACAGCAUACGAUGUGUACUUAGUGGUUGGAUACAGCCAAAUGUCGACCUUGUUCCAACCCGUCGAUGGGCCCACUUUCUACAGUCUAUAUGCCAUCAGCACCUUACCCACGACUCAGUGGCGCGAGAAACAGUGAUACGUAAACACCUGGGGAGAGGCCCAUUUAUGGGAAAAGUCAGACUCAGUUUAUACGAUACUGUGCCAAAUCCUAAAAAAUAA
This is a messenger RNA of Bursaphelenchus okinawaensis, 973 nucleotides long. The record is from the annotation of a GenBank genome assembly. Lineage: Eukaryota; Metazoa; Nematoda; Chromadorea; Rhabditida; Aphelenchoididae.